Molecule: messenger RNA, 2460 nt
Organism: Gasterosteus aculeatus aculeatus (three-spined stickleback)
Lineage: Eukaryota; Metazoa; Chordata; Actinopteri; Perciformes; Gasterosteidae
Gene: tfa
Product: transferrin-a
Biological process (GO): iron ion transport; antibacterial humoral response
Cellular component (GO): recycling endosome; plasma membrane; extracellular region
Source: RefSeq, a predicted model, not a curated record
CCACUCCAGCUCAGCCCCUGGUUUGCUAUAAAAGCCACAGCUGCCUCCCUGACAGCCACCCUUCUGACCCGGAGACCCCAACGAACAACAUGCAGACUCUCAUCCUCGCGGCGCUGCUCGGAUGCCUCGCCAGCGUGUUUGCGGCCCCCACCGACAAGGUGAAGUGGUGCGUCACGUCGGACAGAGAACAUGAGAAGUGUAGGGCGCUCGUAGUCAAAGCUCCGGCCUUCUCCUGCGUGAAGAGGGAGAACGUCCUCAGCUGCAUCAUUGCGAUCAAGGCCGGUGAGGCAGAUGCCAUCACUCUGGAUGGAGGGGACAUCUACACAGCUGGACAGAUCAAUUAUAACCUGCACCCCAUUAUUGCUGAGGACUACGGCACCACUGCGGACACCUGUUACUACGCUGUUGCCGUGGUGAAGAAGGGCACUGCCUUUGGCAUCAGAGAUCUUCAGGGGAAGAAAUCCUGCCACACUGGCUUGGGGAAAUCUGCGGGCUGGAACAUCCCCAUAGGAACUCUUGUGUCAAUGGGUUUGAUUCAGUGGGGAGGCAUUGAAGACAAACCCCUCGAAGAGGCGGUGAGCACUUACUUCUCCUCCAGCUGUGUCCCCGGGGCGACCAGGAAAAGUCUGUGCCAGCUGUGCAGCGGCGACUGCUCCAAGACCCACAACGAGCGCUACUACGACUACGCCGGAGCCUUCCAGUGCCUGAAGGAUGGUGCUGGAGACGUGGCCUUUGUGAAGCACCUCACUGUCCCAGAGUCGGAGAAGGACAACUAUGAGCUGCUGUGUAAAGAUAACACCAGGGCGCCGAUAGACAGCUACAAGAGCUGCUACCUGGGCAGAGCUCCGGCUCACGCUGUUGUCAGCCGCAAUGACCCACAGCUGGCUGAAUUGAUCUGGAAUAGCCUCGAUUCAGUGCAGAAACACCCCGAGAACUUCAACCUCUUCUCCUCCGAAGCCUUUGCACCUGCCAAAAACCUGAUGUUCAAAGACUCAACAGAAAAGCUGGUGAAGCUUCCCGCAAACAUGGAUACCUUCUUGUAUUUGGGUGCCGGCUACAUGAGUAGCAUCCGUUCCCUUACGAAAGAGACGACAGCCGCCGCGUCCUCCGCCAUUAAAUGGUGUGCCGUGGGCCACGCCGAGACGAGCAAGUGUGACUCGUGGAGCAUCAACAUUCUCAACGUUGCCACCAUCAUAUGCCAGAACGCCCCUACGGUUGAAGAGUGCCUGACCAAGAUCAUGCGUAAAGAGGCUGACGCGAUGGCAGUCGAUGGAGGACAGGUGUACACCGCCGGCAAGUGUGGUCUGGUUCCUGCCAUGGUGGAGCAGUACAGCGAAGAGAAGUGCGCCACCGCAGGAGCCCAAGCCUCCUCUUACUAUGCUGUUGCCGUGGUGAAGAAGGGCUCCGGGCUGACCUGGGACAAGCUGAUGGGCACGAGGUCCUGCCACACCGGCGUCGGCAGAACUGCUGGCUGGAACAUUCCCAUGGGUCAAAUACACAAACAGACGGGUGACUGCGACUUCACCAAGUUCUUCAGCAGUGGCUGUGCCCCCGGAGCAGAGCCCAGCUCUCCCUUCUGCACUCAGUGUAUCGGCAGCGGGGAAGCUGUGGGAGAUGAAUCCAAGUGCAAAGCCAGUUCUGAGGAGCGCUACUACGGCUACGCUGGAGCUUUGAAAUGUCUGGCUGAUGAUGCCGGCGAUGUUGCUUUCAUCAAACACACAACCAUUCUAGAAUUUGAGCACAAAAAUGAAUACGAGCUGAUCUGCCCUGGGAAGGGUCCGAUGGCGGUGGAGGAUUAUGCUUCUUGUCACCUGGCCAUCGUGCCAGCCCACGCCGUGGUCACUCGUCCGGAGAUCCGCAACGAUGUUGUUCGCAUUCUCCUGGCAGAGCAGACCAGAUUAGGUUCCAGCAACACCGAUGGCCCCUUUAACAUGUUCAAAUCAGAUUCAGGAAAGAACCUCCUCUUCAAGGACGCCACCAAGUGUCUCCAGGAAGUCGAAGUUGGAACAAGCUAUGAGACGUUUUUGGGAGCAGAGUACAUGGAUGCCAUGAAUUCACUCAGACAGUGCACUGCCAACACGCCGGAUCUGGAGAAAUCUUGCACUUUCCAUUCCUGCCAGGAAAAUAACUAGUGCCGACCCCCGGAGCACGUGGCGCCUCACUCAGCCCUCAGUGAUUCGGGCACUUCAAACACACUGGCAACACUCUACACAAAAAUUGUCAUAUGUAUUUUCUUUUUGAUCUUGUUGUAGUUGUAUUUUUAGCAAAACAAUAGUGAAACUGAUACAUUGCACUACCAUUACUUACAAAUCAACUAUCCUGUAAUCAAUCAUGUCCACAUGAAGCUAUUUCCAUGCUAUUGCUAUACAUGCGAUACGUGACAUUUCAUUAUCUGUGCUAUGGGAUCAAUGUUUUGUGAGCACCUGCCUGAAUUUGGUCAAAUAAAGCUUUUUAAUACUC